Molecule: messenger RNA, 1473 nt
Organism: Symbiodinium sp. CCMP2592
Lineage: Eukaryota; Dinophyceae; Suessiales; Symbiodiniaceae
Source: the annotation of a GenBank genome assembly
AUGCCUAGCUUGAUGAUGUCAAAACCAAAUGUUGGCCGGCGCAUCAGGCAGGUAGGUGAGCCGCUGAGCUUGCAGGAACAAGCGCUGUACCGCGAGAAGUCCCAACAAGCGCCUGAUGCUGAAGCCAGUGGAAGCCCGAAGGAGUCGCAAGAGACCGACGCGGCUCCCAAGACUUUCUUGGAGGAUGCAAAGGCUCCGACCGAGGUCGAGGUCGUGGCGGCGUCCGAGGCGAAACCGCCAGAGCAGCCCGACGAAGCCGCGGCCCUGGCGGCUGGCGAGGCUACGGCGGCUACGGCGGCUACGGGGCCGAGCGAGAGCUCAGCGCCCGACGCAUCGCCAGCUCAGGCGAGCGCUGCAGCGAGUGCUGAAGCCAGCGUUGAAGCGAGCGCAGACGCUGACACGACGGGCUCCAAAGCCGAAGCCGAGAAGAGCCCCUCAGUGCAACCUGGACACGAGUCGAAGGAUGGAACGCUCCUGGCCGAGCACGAACACGAGCAUGAAGAGACGGAUGGCGAGGAACACGAGUUCGGAGAGACCGCCCAUCUCGUGGAGCUGGAGGCUGAAGAGGACCCUGAGUUCGAGCAGGAGGAGCCGGACGUUGAUGAAGAAGAUGCAGAGGAGGAAGAGGAAGAAGUGUACAAGGAGGAGGAGAUUGGCCCGCCGAUCAACAUCUACAAGCCCGUGACACCUUACGAGGUCAAUUGGGAAAUCACGGAAGUUCCGGCCGAGGGAUCUGCAGGUGGAACCCAAGGGUCGAAGAAGGUCGGAAAAGUCGUGAAGGCGAAGGUGACGAAAGGACGUUGCCAAUGGCGCAAUCCUGUUGGGUUCAUGUGCUCGACGGACACGUCGGAGGCUGCCGAGCAUGAGCCGUGGCCAAAUGACAUGUAUGCUGUCUAUACGUCGACCCAGGGAGGAGACAGCAAGGACAUGUCCUGGGUCGAAGGCGUAACGCUGUUGAGUUCCGAGGGGCACAACAUCAUGGCCUUCAUCUUGCUCAUGGCCUUUCUCCGAGAUCACCAGGAGCUCUACGUGGAUGUGGACCUGAUGGACGGUCGCAUCUACUCCAUGAAGGGUCCUGGUGGGCUGGAGCUGACGCCUGCAGAAGAUCAAGUUCUUCUGUGCGAGGAUAUAGAGGUCAUCAAUGAUGUGCGGAAGGCUUUGUCAGAGGCUUUCUACAGCAAAGCUCCGCCCAAGAUUACCACCGUGGAAGGGGAGGAUGGGAUCGACUUCUCCGGGACACGAGGCAGACGGGACGAUGAGCCUGUACCACAGGUGGCUGCCGAGCCUCGAGUUUCAGAAGCAUUGGACCGUCUUUUUGAAGUGCUGCGCGAGUGCUCCACACGCAUGGAGAGCAUCGACGAGGAGACCUGGGACAAGCGCAUCCGCCUGUCCAAGCCGACUCGACAGAUCAUUCCGUUGCACCAACAAAGUAGCAGGAAGGCCAAGGCAGUUUUGCACUUUAAGGAUAGUUGA